Molecule: messenger RNA, 850 nt
Organism: Symbiodinium sp. CCMP2456
Lineage: Eukaryota; Dinophyceae; Suessiales; Symbiodiniaceae
Source: the annotation of a GenBank genome assembly
GUAUUCCUACUUCGGUGAGAUCGUUGCUUUCGAGCCCGACGGCCCCACCAAGAUCCCGAGCUGGGGAGAGGCUGCUGCCCUCUUCAGGUUCUCGAAUCCGAUCUCUCUUGCCAGUGUGAUCUGGCGCCCUUACUACUACGCCACCUGUGAGGUCUCUCUUCCUGCGCAUCGUGAGUGGCAGGUGCUUCCACCCACCCCGGGAGAGGUCCCGUCCGAAUUUGAGGCCGUGCCGUGGUCCGGCGAGCGAAUGUGUACUCAGUGUGCGUCUCUUUCUGGCGCUUUCACCUCGAAGCGGGCUUAUGUUUUCAACCACCCGCUGGAGCUGCAUCUGGAGCAUCGGCAGGUGGAAAUGCCUGCGCCGGCUGACCCCGUGCCGCCCAGAUUGGUGAUGCAGGUAUUGCGCCUGGAUGGCUGGGAGCGGCAUUUCCUGGAGGGGUACACCUUCGUGGACUUACCCAGACAGCCAGGAGUCACCGAGAUCCGGGCGAGGCUCUGGGCUCCACUCGGCGGUCGCGCCGAGCAGCUGAGCGCCAAGUUUGGUGGAGCUUUCUUGCCCUUGGCCUCUCCACAUUUGGUGGCCACUUCCGACAGCUACGAGCGAGACCUUCUUCCACGAAAUCGGUCUGCGCUGAAGACGACCAGCUCGACCGGUGCGGUGGUGGUGCGCCUGCAGGUCAUCCGGCGCCGCCGCGCCGCGGGGGCGCCCCUGCGGUUGCCGCGUCGAGGCCGCUCUGAAAGCCCGGGACGCGAGCGCCGGGAAGGUACAGAGGGAAUCAGGCGCCGCGGUCGAUCUGCCGCCCGGCUUCGCCAGGCUGCAGAGCCGAGCCCGCAACGAGGUCCGACCACAUGA